ACCAUGGCUCGUACGAAGCAGACAGCCUGCAAAUCAACUGUUGGUAAAGCACCCAGGAAGCAACUGGCUACAAAAGCUGCUCGCAAGAGUGCACCCUCUACCGGAGGGGUGAAAAAACCUCAUCGUUACACGCCUGGUACUGUGGCACUCCGGGAAAUCAGACGUUACCAGAAGUCCACUGAACUUCUGAUUCGCAAACUUCCCUUUCAACGUCUGGUGCAAGAAAUUGCUCAGGACUUCAAAACAGAUGUGCGUUUCCAGAGUGCAGCUAUCGGUGCUUUGCAGGAGGCAAGUGAGGCCUAUCUGGCUGCCCUUUUUGAAGACACCAACCUGUGUGCUAUCCAUGCCAAACGUGUAACAAUUAUGCCAAAAGACAUCCAGCUAGCACGCCACAUACGUGGAGAAUGUGCUUAAGAAUCCGCUAUGAUGGGAAACAUUUCAUUCUUUAAAAAAAAAGAAAAAUUCUCUUCUUCCUCUUAUUGGUAGUUCUGAAUGUUAGAUUUUUUUUUUUUACAUGGGGUCAAAAUGUACCUAAGUAUAUGAUUACGCAUGGAAAAAUAGGGGACAGAAAUCAGGUAUUGGCAGUUUUCCCAUUUUCAUUUGUGUGUGAAUUUUUAAUAUAAAUAU
Messenger RNA from Trichechus manatus latirostris (Florida manatee), 627 nucleotides. RefSeq names its product histone H3.3-like. Gene Ontology annotation, cellular component: nucleus; nucleosome. The record is from RefSeq and is a predicted model, not a curated record. NCBI's taxonomy places the organism in Eukaryota, Metazoa, Chordata, Mammalia, Sirenia, Trichechidae. Gene Ontology annotation, molecular function: protein heterodimerization activity; structural constituent of chromatin; DNA binding. The transcript has a single exon. Bases 4 to 414 code for a protein of 136 amino acids.